This is a messenger RNA of Octopus sinensis (East Asian common octopus), 912 nucleotides long. Its product is annotated as glutamate--cysteine ligase catalytic subunit-like. NCBI's taxonomy places the organism in Eukaryota, Metazoa, Mollusca, Cephalopoda, Octopoda, Octopodidae. Gene Ontology annotation, molecular function: glutamate-cysteine ligase activity. Gene Ontology annotation, biological process: glutathione biosynthetic process. Bases 153 to 701 code for a protein of 182 amino acids. The record is from RefSeq and is a predicted model, not a curated record. The transcript is spliced from 6 exons. Gene Ontology annotation, cellular component: glutamate-cysteine ligase complex.
AUGAUAUUCAUUAUUGAAUUGUUUUAGAUGUUCCGUAUCAGUGAAGAACCUUGUUUAACCUUCUGUUUUAGACCAUCAUUGGCAGUAAUUGGCACAGCAUAAAACUGAAACUUCCCGAUGAGAUAUCUGGAUGGAAAAUAGAAUUUAGAACAAUGGAGCUUCAGUUGACCGACUUUGAAAAUGCUGCUCUUGUUGUGUUCAUGCUUCUUCUCACUCGAGCCAUUGUUACUUUCAAACUGGACCUUUUGAUCCCAAUAACAAAGGUUGAGGAAAACAUUUCAAUUGCUCAAAAGCGUGAUGCCAUCAAUAAAGAAAAGUUUUACUUCAAGAAAGAUAUUCACAAAGACUUUGCUGGCUGUGAACUCACUGAUGAUAUUUACACCUUGAUGACUAUAAACGACAUUAUGAACGGAAAGGACGAUUUCCCUGGUUUCAUUCCUCUCAUACACAAAUAUCUUGAUUAUAUUGACUACGAUGCCAAUGGCAGACCUCAGAUAACGCAGUACCUGAAAUAUAUCUCAGACAAAGCUGCAGGAAAGAUAAUGACAAUGGCCCAAUGGACAAGGCAGUUUGUUAGAAACCAUGACGAUUACAAGAAUGAUUCUGUUGUCAGCGAGAGAAUCGCUUAUGAUUUUAUGAUGGAAUGUGAAAAGAUUAUCAACAAUGAAGAAGGAUGUCCACAAGUAUUUAUCAAGGGAUAAGAAAUAUUCCAACGACUUUGUCUUGUGUUUAAUUAAUUUACUUAAUUAAUUAUACAGAAAAUAUAAUCUACAUAACCGAAAUAAUUUUAUAGCGAAACAAGAAAUAUGUGUGUUUGACCUCGUGUGUACCGUUGACGAUUUUUUUCCCCUCUGUCUUCCCUUCUCCUGUGUUUCCGAUGAAGAGCUCCGCUCGAAACGUUAAAUCCCCCUU